GCAAGCUCCGACGACUCUUCUGUCCGGUUCAGACCAGCCCCCACGAAGCGUUCAAGUUCACAUUCGGAUUCCCACCUGAACGAAUCUCAUCUUCCACCCAUUUCACCCCGUUGAUGGAGCUCACUCCCUUCUCAUUUCUCAACCAGGACAUCCACGACGACCUCUCCCAGCUCUCCGGCUUCCUCUUCCCCGACAUGGCCGGCUACCCACCCGCGGGCGGCGGCGGCUCCUCCUCCUCGUUCGGCGGCGUCGGCGGGGACGACGCGGGCAGCCCGUUCAAGCGUCAGAGGAAGGAGGAGGGAGACGGAGGAGGAGGGGGUGGGGGUGGAGGCGGCGAUGGCAAUGGUGGUGGUGGUGGUGGUGGGUCGGUGGGAGAGAUCGUGAGCUCGCUCGUUUUGCUGGAGGAGGAAGAGAAGCGGGAGAGGGAGGGCUUCUUCGCCGAGUCGGCGUGGGGGAAGGCCUCCAUGGAAUCGAGCUACGACCGGGAGCUCCGGGCGAUGAGCGAUUACUACUGCAACCUGCAGGCGCAUUACGACGGCGCGAACGAGGUCGAGGCGAGGAAGAACAAGCGCGCCAGGCAGUCGGGCGCCGCGGCGGCAGCUGCGGCUGCGGCUGCUGCGGCGUCGGCGUCGGCGUCGUCGGCGGAGGGGGGAGGUGAGGCGCACGCGCCGACGCCGGGCGCGGGCCAGCAGCGGCGGCUUUGGGUGAAGGACCGGUCCAAGGAUUGGUGGGAGCGGUGCAACAGCCCGGAGUUCCCCGAGGAGGAAUUCCGGCGGGAGUUCCGGAUGAGCAAGGCCACGUUCGAGUUCAUCUGCAACGAGCUAGACGCGGCUGUCACGAAGAAGAACACGAUGCUGCGGGAGGCGAUCCCCGUGCGGCAGCGCGUGGCGGUGUGCGUGUGGCGGCUCGCGACGGGGGAGCCGCUCCGCCUCGUGUCGAAGCGGUUCGGGCUCGGCAUCUCCACGUGCCACAAGCUCAUCCUCGAGGUCUGCUCCGCGAUCCGCAACGUCCUCAUGCCGAAGUUCCUUCAGUGGCCCGACGAGCGCCGGCUUGCGGCUAUCAAGGACGAGUUCGAGGCGGCUUCGGGCAUCCCCCGCGUGUGCGGGGCAAUGUACACGACCCACGUGCCCAUCAUCGCCCCGAAGAUCAGCGUCGCAGCGUACCUGAACAGGCGGCACACGGAGAGGAACCAGAAGACCACAUACUCGAUCACGGUCCAGGGCGUGGUCGACCCGCGGGGCGUGUUCACGGACGUGUGCAUCGGGUGGCCCGGGUCGAUGCCGGACGACCAGGUACUCGAGAAGUCGGCCCUGUACCAAAGGGCCAGCAAGGGGCUACUGAAGGACGUGUGGGUCGUCGGGAACCCCGGGCACCCGCUGAUGGACUGGGUCCUCGUCCCCUAUACGCACCAGAACAUCACGUGGACGCAGCACGCGUUCAACCAGAAGCUCGCGGACGUCCGGGGCGUGGCGCGGGAGGCGUUCACGCGGCUCAAGGGGCGGUGGGCGUGCCUGCAGAAGCGGACCGAGGUGAAGCUGCAGGACCUGCCCGUCGUGCUCGGGGCGUGCUGCGUGCUGCACAACAUCUGCGAGGCGAGGAACGAGGCCAUGGACCUGGAGCUGGGGUUCGAGAUCUUCGACGACGAGAUGAUGCCCGAGAACCCGGUCCGGUCGGCCGCCGCCGCGCACGCCCGGGAUCAGAUCGCUCACAAUUUGUUGCACCAUGGGCUCGCGGGCACCUCUUUCUUGUAGCGGUAUUUGCAGGAUUGGAUUCUGGGUCAUUGAUUAGUUUGAUUUUCGCUUCAUAGGUUUUCGAUCUAGAUUGAUGAUAUUUAUUAUUGAUUAUAUUUUGGAUGGUGGGUAUAGAAUAAAGUCAUUUGAUCAUUAGGCUUGGUUGAGGAUCGCGGUACUUCGAUAGUUUCUUCUGACCUACGGAAUUCGAUGACGGAUACACGUUUUCGAGUUUAGUUAA
Syzygium oleosum is the source of this 1971-nucleotide messenger RNA. Its product is annotated as protein ALP1-like. Bases 114 to 1751 code for a protein of 545 amino acids. The record is from RefSeq and is a predicted model, not a curated record. Lineage: Eukaryota; Viridiplantae; Streptophyta; Magnoliopsida; Myrtales; Myrtaceae. The transcript has a single exon.